GGUGGAAGAAAGUCGUGUUUUGGUUCUGUUCGACGGAUAGAGUCGGGCGUGUUAUAAAGCCUAUCUAACACUGGUAGUUUUAGUUAAUAUAAUAUAAAAUGAAAGUCACAUUUCUACUAGAGCUAUUGUUAAUUUUAAUAAUUAUUGCAUUUGCCGCAUCGAAGCCAAUUGAAGAGGGACGUGCGGUGCGGAAAGGAGCAUUGAUUCAUCGACAGGCCGAAGAGGAGGUGGGAGAUGCCGCAGCUAUAGAUCCAGCCCCAGCCCCAGUCGCACCCGUUUCCGGCGGUGAUGAUGACGACGAUGAUGAUGAUUCCGACGAGUUUGAUCUGGGGGAUGACGAUUCCGCAGAGGAUGACGAUGCCGAUGAUGAUGAUGACGACGAUGAAGAUGAUCUGAUUGGAUCGGUUGAAGAUGAAAUCGAUGACGAUGAUGAUGAUGAUGACGAUGAAGAGGAAGAAGCGGUGGCUCCAGCUCCAGUUGCUGCAGCAGUGCCAUCUGUUGUUGAUCAGCAGAAACAGUCAGCUGUUAGUCAACCUGCUCAGCCUGUUGCCGCCGUCGAUGAAGAUGAGGAUGAAGAGGAUGACGAUGACGAAGAUGAUGAUGAUGAAGAUGAUGAUGGUUUAGGGUUUUUCGGUGAAGAUCUUCUAGGCGCUUUCGAUGAUGAAGAAGACGAUGACGACGACGACGAUGAUGAAGAUGAGCCAGCACCAGUCCCAGUUGAAGCACCAGUUGCUCCAAUCGCACCAUCGAAAAAGCAAAAGAAGAAACCAGUCCCUGUGAAGGAACCGGUAGCCAGUGCGCAGAGUACUCAGGCUCUGCUUGACCUUGCCGAUGCAGCCGCUACCCAAAACGAGAUCGAAGCCCCACCAAAGCCAAAACCGGAGGGAAUCGACGUGAACAACGAGGUUAACAAGAUCGUCGAAUCACUUGCAGCUCAAAAGGCCGAUCAAAAUGCUCAACCAGUGACGGAAGCAGUUGCAGAGGAUGAGGAAGAAGCGGAAUACGACGAGGGUUCUCCAGAAAAGGUACAAUCAUUAUCAUCAGAUAAUAACAAAGUUGAUGUUGUUGCCGCUCCUGCAGCCGUGACCGCAACCAAGCCGACCAGUGACGAUGACGACAUCUUCGAAGGUAUCACAUCACUAGUGGACGACGAUGACGACGAUGACGAUGACGAUGAUGACGAUAGCGACGAGACGACAGCGCAGAAAGUAGACCCACCUGCCACGAAUAGCGAAAAUGAAACGCAAGCCGAUGACGCCGACGAUGAUGACGAUGACGAAGAGGACAGUGAUGAGCUGAUCGAUGAAAGUGCCGUGGAAGAGAUCGCUGAAUCCGACGUGUGAGUGUGAUCCAUUACCUUCCUCCGAACUCCCAAUCUAGAGUAGUAAAAGCAAAACAAAAAAAUGAAAACUAAUCUAGCAGAUUAAACGCUGUACAGAGUGAGAGACAAAGAGCGAAAGUAACAGAUCGCGAGAGAGAAAGACUCUUAAUGACCAGGGCCAAUGAGAAUACUCACACAAAAACCGAACGUGGCCGAAUUUCCACACCUCCAAGCCUAACAUCUCCCAAAUCUUCGAUUUAAGAAGAUUUUUCUAUAAACAAAAAGACUUCCAAUCUUUCCAAGAAAAGAGAACGGAAAAUUGAAAUUUUCACGAGCCAUUAACAACGAAGAGAAAACCGCAAGAGAGAGAGAGAUGACGAGUUACAAUGACAUGUACAUGACCGCGAGACCCCUCCAACAACUACACUGACCUCUAGUGAUAAGUUAAUUUAUUUAUUUAUUUAUUUAAAUUAUUUAUUUAAUUUAUUGAGCGUGUAUAAAGACAAAUCAGACUCGAUAAGGAGGAUACAAUAAACUAUUGCAAACAA
Topomyia yanbarensis is the source of this 1869-nucleotide messenger RNA. Its product is annotated as nucleolin-like. The transcript is spliced from 4 exons. The record is from RefSeq and is a predicted model, not a curated record. The coding region runs from base 99 to 1343 and encodes 414 amino acids. NCBI's taxonomy places the organism in Eukaryota, Metazoa, Arthropoda, Insecta, Diptera, Culicidae.